Babjeviella inositovora NRRL Y-12698 is the source of this 1599-nucleotide messenger RNA. RefSeq names its product RNA exonuclease. Gene Ontology annotation, molecular function: poly(A)-specific ribonuclease activity. Bases 1 to 1599 code for a protein of 532 amino acids. The record is from RefSeq and is a predicted model, not a curated record. Lineage: Eukaryota; Fungi; Ascomycota; Pichiomycetes; Serinales. The transcript has 2 exons.
AUGAAAGACCAAGGUCUCCAGCGAUCACCAUAUGCACCGAGGUACUACACAAGCCUUCCAUGCAGGGUACUGAAUUUUUCACCCAGCCGUGAUGAGCAUCUAUCCAGCCAGACCAAGAGAAGUAAGAAGAAGGCACAGAACCCGGCCAGCUUGACCCCUGAAUUCAUCGCCGAGCAGCGGAGGUUGAAGAAGGAGGCGCAGGAGGCCAAGAGACAGGAGUUGAUUGCACAGGGGAUCGAUCCGGACCAAGUUAAUAUUCCGGCGGAGCUUCGUUUCAUCAAGAGGCCAAUGCUCUCUGUCCCAGGGUGUGUGAAAGAACAGAGAGCCGUUCUGGAGGGUGUCCCGGAGAAACUCCCUAUAACCAUCAUGACAUACAACCUCUUGGCGCAAGCGCUCAUCAGACGGAAGUUGUUCCCGACUUCUGGCGACGCCUUGAAGUGGUCUCGCCGAUCCCGGGUGUUGCUCGCGGAGUUCAAACAAUACAAAUCCGACAUUUUGCUCCUCCAGGAGGUUGACUUUGUGCAAUACAAGUCUUUUUGGAAGGAUGAAUUUGAAAAAAUGGGCUACGCCCUGGCGUACCACCGCGCUGGGGCCAAGAACCACGGGGUGGCGAUUGUGUGGCAAAAGCACUUGUUCGAGAUGAAAAAUCAGUGCUUUAUCGACUACGACCGCACCGACACGGGCGAUGUUUUGCCUCGCACCAUAACACGAAAUGUGGGGCUCAUCGCUGCCUUGGAGUUUACUCCACAGUUGAAAAAGAAGUAUCCGAACACCACCCGGUCGGGGAUUCUCAUCGGAACCACCCACCUUUUCUGGCACCCGUUCGGCACGUAUGAAAGAGCCAGACAGACAUAUAUUAUUCUCGCCAAGUUCAAGGAGUUUGCCCAUACCAUGAGCGUGGUGCAUAACAAGGGAGCGCCUGGGAAGUGGUUCCAGUUCUUUGGCGGCGACUUCAACUCCCAGCCGUUCGAUGCGCCGUAUUUGUCAAUCACCAGAAAGCCAGUCGUCUAUGAUGAAAGGUGCAGGCGCGUCGUAGAGUGCUCGACAUCUUACAUAUAUUCCAAAAAUAGGGGAGCGGUAGAGAAUGAGAAUAGCAAUGGUGAUGAGGACGAAGAGAACGAGGAAGAGCCUGGCGGAAACGUUGAAAAGUUUGGAGACCAGCCAAAGGACCCGGUUCCGGAGUCGUUCACUCCUACACCCGAACAAUCGUUGCUUGUCCAGCAGAUCACCGACUUGCACAACGCCUUGGACAUGAGGGUCAUCUCGUUGUAUUCCAUUGGGUACAAGAGCACGCACCCGGAAAAUUCUGGGACCGACAAUGACCGGAAUGAGCCUGCGUUCUCCAACUGGGCCCACGCGUGGAGAGGCUUGCUAGAUUACAUUUUUGUCGUGACUGCGUGGGACGUCACCAGCGACUGUCGCCAGGUUGAUUCGGUGGAGGACGUUUCUCGGACCACGGGCGUGGAGUUGCGAAAGUUGUUGAGGAUGCCCGAGCCGGCAGAGAUGGGUGAAGAGCCGAGUGGCCAGCCUAGGGCCGGGAUGUACGGGAGUGACCAUUUGUGUAUGAUUGCCGAGGUAGACUUGGACAUGGGGGGCUAG